UUUCCCUAACAAACAUCAGUCCAACAAACUCGGGCUGGCGAAUUUACACAGUCGUAUGAUGCAAACAGAGCCAGUCGACUGCUAUUUUGUUGUGUUUUUGUGUCAUCGUUAUUACAGUUUAGCUUCUGUCAAUCAUAGUAAACACUUUGACGGUGGAACUUGCGAGUGUGUAGGUAGCGGAAUAUUCAAUGGCUGACUCUUUAAUGGACUUAGGGAUUUUAGCUCAACAAGAACAGGAGGUAGGAAAAGUCGACCUCGAUUCAGGAGAUUGUGAUGAUUCUUCCAGUGGCAGUGACAGAUCCUAUGAAGCAGACGACGCUGAUAGCAACGGCCGAGGGGAUUCAGGCUCAGGCGGUGCUCAAUGCAACAGUAAUUCGAUGCGAUCUAGGAGAAAACGGCGUCAUGGUAGCCAUGGAAGUAGACGACACAAAGGUGGGAGUCGCCACAAACACAAGUGCUUUCAGCCUUAUCCCCCUAGAGAUGAAAUAAAGCUAAAACGCAAAUCUCAAGAACUUCAAGAAAAAGAAAAUGCCGCAGCCGUCGUUCGACGUGACGGUGCCAACCAACAAUAUAUGAUCUUUCCUGUGGCACCAUUUAAUUCAACUCAGUAUCUCAUGGAUGAGCACAGUAUUGCCUCACCUGCUGGGCUAAACAAAACUCCAAGCAGUUCAAAACUGAAUCAGUUUUCUCCACAAAACCUGGCUUUACACUCAGUGCCAUCCACUCCAGCAGACAUCAAUCACGAGUGUAUAAACUUUGAAAGAAAGGAUAAAGAAUUCACUGACAUUUAUACAACUGUGCAUGCAGAGAGUCUUCAAAGUUUACCAAAGGAAGAACUUGUGAAGCACUACAUUAGUCUUGAGGAAAAGAUUGCAGCUCUUCAGAAAAAAGUUGCUGAAGCUGAGCAGAUGAAACUAGAGGAUGAUGUUAGUACUAAGGCUUAUGAAGGUGAUAAGGAGGGUGUGUGUGAUUCUGUUUGUUGCUCAGAUACAAACUCUUUAUCCAGCAGCAAUGAAGAAUUUGUGGACUUAAAUGGGGUAAGUCAGACACCCAUUUCUCUACCUGAAAACAGUGUUAACAAAACUUUUGAAACCAAGACAGAUUCUGUAACAAUGGAGGAUACCAACACCAGUCUUGGAGCUUCCUGAUUCUAAACAGUGCCCACUGCCAUCCUGAAAUGUUAUUUAAGAAUUCUGACCACACAACAAUGAUGUUAUGAUUUAUGACCUAUAAAAUUUUAAAAAAAGAAAAGGCAAGCAAAUGUGGUAGAACUAUUUUCAGAUCUGCUCCAUUAAUAAAAAUGUAAUUAAAAACUUUAUAUAAACAUUUGAGCCCAACUUAGGCUAUUCAGUUAGAUGUAUUUAGAGCAAAACAAUAAAUGUUAAAAAUUGUAACUUAAAAUAUUAACUGCAUUUACUGUGUUAAUGAAACAAAUGAAAAAUGUAUGUUAUUUUGUAAGUAGAACUUUUUUUACCAUACACAUAAUGAUUAUGAACUGGUAGGUGUUAAACUUGUUAACAAUGACUAGACAGUCUUGCUUUUUUUUCUCUUCAUUUUAACCUUUCAAAAGUGAAAAUGUCUUGACUUGUAAUAUUAUUUGUUACAUCUUGGUUCGAGAGUUUAGUUAUUUUUUUAUAAUUGUGUUUAUCUUGGCUCAAUACACAAAACUUAUAGCUUUUCCAUUAACAUUUUCUUAAGUUAAGAUUUUUCUCUUUCUCCUUAGAUUAUGUCAAAGCUGUUACCUUUUACAUGGGCUACUUAUAUUCAUUUAAAAAGAAUAAAUAUUAAUAGACACUGAGUAAGCAUUUAUUAAUUAUUAUUUACUGCCUAAUUUAGAAAUUUGUCUAGUGCAUUUCUUCUAUUGACAGUGUUGAGUUGAUAAAGUUUACACCUAGUCUCUUUAAAAUGUUAUGAUGGUGCUUAUGUAUAGGUUCAAAUGAUAAUGGAAGGUAUAAAUGUGAUAAGAUUCUGUGCAUGGACCGGAUAUUGCUCCAUUUAUAAAAACACUUAUUUUGUUCUAGUUAAAAUCCCAAUUUUGUUCUAGUUAAAUCCCAAAGGGAUCAACAAAAGUUGUGUUUCUAUGGGGGUUUGGGUAGUAACACGUUCAUUGAUACUAAUGUAACUUGGAAUAAUGACAGAUGUCAUUUAAAACCUAAAAUAAUUUGUAUUAUUGAAACAACACUCUUUCCCUAAUGGUGAUAAAUGGGGGCACAAUAUUACAGAAUUAGCGCUUGAUAACUGCAACUCAUUCAAUUUUUCUCCAUUGGUAUAUAUUGUACCGGUAGUGCGAAACAAUUACACAAAAUUCUAUUCUGUUAUGGUUCACUUAAGUGUUAUAGAAAGAAAGUAUAAUCUGUUAGCAUUUUAAGAUGCCUCUCAUCCACGUUUGCAGUUUUUUGGGCAAAAUUAAUGUAUAAAAGUAUUACAUGUUUUAAAAUUUCUUUCAAAGAAUUACCAAAUUUAUGACAUUCUAAAACAACAGGAUAGUACUCUUACUAAUUAGAUUAAGCUAAAGUUAAAUUUUGAUUUUGUUUUGCCCUGUUGUGAGUCUUUAAGUGUAUUUUUGAAGAAACUCUGUUUUUUUAAAAUUUUGUUUGGGUGGGGAGAGGGUUAUUUUAGUGAACAGCACUAAAAUGUUUCCUAGGCUUAGAUUUGAAUAAACUAGCAAAAUUCAGUGAAACGAUAUCUUUCCAGUUUAUUUUUAACCUUAUUGUCAAAUAUAAAUUUUUACAACCAAUAAAAUCUGUUAAUUCUCAUGACACUUUUGAAAUUAUUGUUUGUUUUGUGUAAAUUCUGUUUGCCAAAUGAAAAUGCUCAAAAGUUGACAGUUUCUAUGUACGGUACACUUUUGAAAACUGAGCAUUACAUUUGAGAUUGUUUUCUGUUUAAAGUUUAGUUUUUUUUGUUCAAAGAAUUUAUAGGAAUAAAUGCAGUGAUGGAUAUUGACAUAUUUUAUCUUAUAAACUUUAUUUAAAGUUUCAAUGUCAGAUAUUUAGCAUUAAUCUAAAUAAUAUAAUUCAUAAUAAAAUUUUAAAAAGUGGUACCGGUAUUAUUUAAUUUAAUCUUCACACAUAAUUUCCAACUGUUUAAAUUCAAUUAGGUUAUUUUAUCUAAAAUUGUGUAACUGAGGUAAUUUAAGAUUUAAAUUAAUAAUUUAGUACAUAUUACAAAUGUUGUUUUCAGGUAAAAUGAUCUAAUGCAGAUUUACAAUGAGACACAAUUAUCUUCUAAUAUUGGUAUAAUUUAAUGUUGUAAAUCAUAGCUUUGUAUUGCAAGGGCAAUAACAAGCUAUUUAUUUUUACACUUCUCUUUGGUUACUUCCCCUUGAAACUAUUAAAUUUACAAAUAGAAAGUUAAAAAUCUCUUGACCUAAUGAGACCUGCAUUUUAUGUUGGAUCAAUAAAUGUCCCAAUUGUAGAGAUGUGAAAGUAAUUUUUUUCCCUAAAAGAUUUUUUGAGACUUAGUCUUAGUGACAUAACCUACCAGUAAUUUUUGGUUGUUGAGGUCUAUAGGUCCAAGUUUUACAACUUCUAGUUACACUUGGGGGAAAAAGUGUACUCAAGCACAUGGUGUGCAACCCAAGCGAUGCAAUGAUUUAUCCCAUGCAUUUUGUCAUGGUUUUUAAAUCAACUAUCGUAAAUCAUGAAUGAAUUUUUUUGUCUUGGCUUGUAUUGAAAGAUUUUUUUUUAAAAAUUGAAAUUUGUAAAUAAUAAUAAAAUUAUGGAAAGAUUACCUUGAUCUGGCUUGCUAACACUAACAGUUUCACUACACACUCUAAAUAAGCAAAGUAAAUGAGUUAAAUAAUGUUAAGGGUAAUGUUGAAAGUGGUUAAAAAUAACUUUGAAGGAUAAAACACAAUUUAUCUUAAUGAUUAUUACAAAGCAUCUUCCAUGGUGGUAAUCUAUUCUAUUUCUAUUUGCUUAUUUUUAUUAUUAUUUUUUUUUUUUUUUUUGAAAAGGGAAAGAAUGAGUUGAAUCAGUGUAGCAAACAUUGAUGCAAUUUCCUAGGUCCAUUUUAAGAGUUUUUAAUCUUCAUUUUUUUUAUUCUUUUUUUCAUCUUUUGGUUUUAUCUUAAUGAUUAUUACAAAGCAUCUUCCAUGGUGGUAAUCUAUUCUAUUUCUAUUUGCUUAUUUUUAUUAUUAUUUUUUUUUUUUUUUUUGAAAAGGGAAAGAAUGAGUGGAAUCAGUGUAGCAAACAUUGAUGCAAUUUCCUAGGUCCAUUUUAAGAGUUUUUCAUCAUCAUUUUUUUUAGUCUUAUUUUCAUCAUUUGGGCAAAGUCACCCAUAAUACACAUGUAACUGAAUAUAUUUAUAGAUUUAAAAAAAAAAGUAUUAAAAUUUUAAAGAAAUGUCUCAUUUGUUUUUACAGUGCACCAGUAUAUAAACGAUAAUAUAUUGUGAAUGUUAUUUUUAUACAAAAGUAUUUAGCACAAUAUUUGUGAAGCAUUUUGCCACAGUCUUUCCUUUUUCAAGUUACUAUGUUGGGUACAUUUUAACUCAGCAUUUGAAACAUAUUUUUUCAUGUAUGUACAUUGUUUCUUAUGUUACAAUUUGUUAAAAAUACAUGGACUUUUUCCCCCACUCUUAUAUUAAAAUGGAAAGUGUGGAC
Messenger RNA from Lymnaea stagnalis (great pond snail), 4606 nucleotides. NCBI's taxonomy places the organism in Eukaryota, Metazoa, Mollusca, Gastropoda, Lymnaeidae. The record is from the annotation of a GenBank genome assembly.